Messenger RNA from Chara braunii, 2291 nucleotides. Lineage: Eukaryota; Viridiplantae; Streptophyta; Charophyceae; Charales; Characeae. The record is from the annotation of a GenBank genome assembly.
GGUUCAAAGUGGCUCUGUAGAAAAGCGAGUUCUUUCUGUCCGAAAUUUCCUUUUUGGGCUACAUCAUCAUGGUCGAGGGACUGAAACCGGAUCCCAGGAAGGUAGCAGCGGUCCGAGAAGCCCCGGCCCCGGUCGCACUCACUCAGGUUCGAGCCUUCCUAGGGCUGGCCUCUUAUUAUCGACGCUUAAUUCGGAGCUUUGCCUGCCUCGCCAAGCCGCUGAUGAACCUGCUGAAGAAGGAGGAGCAGCUGAUUUGGACGGCGGAAUGCGAGGCGGCUUUUUGGGCACUCAAGGAGGCUCUGACAUCGGCACCCGUGUUGGCGCGUCCCAAUCCGACAAGACAGUUUGCGCUGCAUACCGACUGGCAGCCGCAGGCAAUAUCGGUAGUGCUGACUCAGCAAGGAACGGAUGGAAGGGAGCACGUCAUUGAGUAUGCGUCAAAAAUGCUAAGUCAGGCGCAGUCAAAUUACGAGGCGUGCAAGGGGAGCAGGAUGAACCAUCGCCAGUCGGAGCAUGAGCCCCUCGAGCAUUUCCAGACGUCGCUUGCAGAUCGCUUGUUGCGGCAUCAGUUCAAUGAGGAGAGGCAGUUGCAAUACGACAUUCAGCAGGUGAACAUGCCAGCGCCCGGGGUUGCUGAUCUGGCAGCGUACUCGUUACUUUGUGAUCGGCUGACAUAUGCGGGGGUGUAUGUGGACGUGACGCAGUUGCCUGGGCAGGAGACGACUCGAGUGUUCAUCGAGUUCCGCGCGCUCCAGGUGGCACCUAACUUCGUGCAUAGCAUCGCCACCUUUAUCGGAGAUUUGACGAUCCUGCCGCAGCCGAGUCAGGAGCUGGCGCAAAGCUUUGUGCGCGAAUACGCGGUGCAGGCGGCCAGAUCAGUGGCCAGAGUGCAAGGACGGGGAGGGCAUCGAUUCACAACCCACGAAGCGCUGCUGCGCAGGGCAGAGGAUGGACCAAUUGCACGAAGACGCGUGGGAGUUGCACCGUGCGCUAUACAAGUCGGUGGCGUUGGGGAUGUUCCGAUUCUUCAUGGACCUCGAAGACCGCUGCAUCGGGGAGCACUUCGUCGUCUAUUACGUCAUCACGCGGCCCAAGCCAGCGCAAAAGGAGGGGUGGCGUUGUACCCAUUCGCCCAGCUCCAGACGACCGAUCCGGGAUUGUUGGAGCUCAUACAUCUUGAGCUCCUAUCCAUUGCGCAAGUGAUCGCGAGCGAGGAAAAGGAGAUCCAGCCACGAUUGCGGACGGCGGCUGCCCCGCGGAGAACGUACAACGUGGUCGUCAUUCCGGAUUACAUUGCGCAGCGCGAGGAGAGGUUGGAGGACUUCUCAGAGGAAAAGCCGUUGCGACCUCCCUCGUCGUAUCCCAGACCGGCGCCGCCAAAGGCCCCCAAGAAGACGCCGAAGAGGAAGAGAUGCCACCUGUCGCCAGGAGCGCAAGGCAGCAGAAUCGGUGGCGGCGAGGAGGUGGUUCAGCCCAUGCGCACGCGGAAUCUUGACCCGGUGCGUGGGAGUGCGGCGACACUGGUUAAGGAGACUGUCGUGCCAUCGCCACCCUUCCCGCGCGUGCCCGAUCUCAAUCUCGAUGGAGCCGGGCCAUCAGUCGCAGCAGCCGGAGGAGGAAGCAGAAUGGGAUUACCGGAUCCCGUAUCCAGAAUCCCCGUCCUCGCGGGACCUUUCCGCUUCCGCCAGCCACCCCGGAGUGCCCCGGCAUUGACAUUAGUAGUUCCUCCGAGCCGGACGGUCCAUCCGACCGAGGUGGAUUUCAUGGUGGAGCCCACCACCGUUAGGCUCGAGGCCAUUGCGGGGGCGCCGCGCCCUGAUCCGGCGUGGGAGCCAUAUCUGACACCCUCUUUUCAAGGGUGUAUUGCGGCGCAACUGGCGGGGACGCUCAUCUACGAGACCGGGCAGCGUCCCAAUGUGAUGUACCACUUCCUCGUCUUCGCGACGCAGAAGCGGGAGCGGCGGCCCUACACCGAGACUCAUCAGGUGAUGACGGGUCCCGGACCCCGUUCGGUGCGCAAGCGGGUGGUGCGAGCGGUGGCGGAUCUGGUGCCACGUGUCCUGUCUCAUGUGCCGGGGGCCUUUCUCUAUCCCUCGUUCAUCCAGCACCACUUCCAUGAGGAGGACGCUCCGACGACUCCCACGGCAAUGGCCGCCUUCCUUCCACCUAUCCCACCCCCUCUUAAUCCUGACAUCAACCACUUCCUUUGAUCACCCUCGUCUACCUCUCCCCUCUUCUCUCCUUCUCCUUCUCUUCAUCGUCUUCUUCUCCUACGCCCCAAAGUUCACGCG